CACAGCAAGCAAUUUAUCUCAUAUAACAUAACAAAUUGUCAAAUAUAUAGCUUCUGCAAGUUCCAAACAAAUUGUCUCAAAUUACCAUUACUAAACUUGUUGCUCCUGAACAUCAAAUUCUUGAAAUUUAAAGCAGAGUCAUAAUCAUAUUAUAGUUUGAUAAUUGCGAAUGGCAAGCACAAGGAGCAGCGCAAGAGUUGGAGCAGGAGCAAGAACAAGCUCAUCACGAGGUCCUGUCGUUGAAGAGAUCGUGCCCAGUUCUGGUUGGACAGAGGAUUCUGCAGGACAUUAUCUCUUGGUGGAUCUUCCAGAAUUCAAGAAGGAAGAGGUGAAACUUCAGAUUGAUAGCUAUGGUCGUAUAAUUGUUAAAGGAGAAAGGCACCCAAAUGAGCGGAAACGAGUCCGAUUUCAUUUGACCUUUCCGGUGCCGGUGGAUUCCGAUACUGAUAAAGUAGCCGGAAGAUUCGAUGCUGGAAUCCUUUACGUGACUGUCCCCAAAGUGAGCAAAGAAAGUGAGGCUGUGAAAGCAGCAAACGGAACCGUUGAAAGAGCAGAAGAAAACAAAAGGCAAGAGCAAGCUGCAAAUGGCAAUGCUGAAAGAGAAGAACAACAUGAACACCAAGAACCCAUUGUUGAUGAUGAUAAUGUGGGGAGAGAUCGCAGCCAAGAAGACAGUAACAGGGAGAAGGAAGUAAAAAGAAUUGAGAAUGCACAAAUUGGGGAGUUUUCUGAAGGAAUGUUAAGGAAGUGGGAGCAUGAGCCUAUGGUAAGAAGUGUAGUUGAGGUUUUCAGGAAAAACAAAGGAAUUGUUAUAACUGCUGUUAUAGCAUUUUCCUUAGGGAUUUUAAUAUCUCGCAAGUUUCAAUCCUCUGCACCAUCUUAAUGUAUAUACCCACUACUUCAGGUCAUGGAUCUUAAUUUGUAUAUUAUAUCAAAAUAUAAAAUGAAGUAUCACUAUCAUGUACUUAAACAAUAAUAAUAUAAUGUCCCCUUUAUUCUUCUUUA
Messenger RNA from Arachis stenosperma, 1005 nucleotides. RefSeq lists its product as uncharacterized. Bases 170 to 883 code for a protein of 237 amino acids. NCBI's taxonomy places the organism in Eukaryota, Viridiplantae, Streptophyta, Magnoliopsida, Fabales, Fabaceae. The transcript is spliced from 2 exons. The record is from RefSeq and is a predicted model, not a curated record.